AUGGAGACGUGUGUGCUUAUUCCACCAGAGCUCAGUCUUGUCCUCAGCACUAUUAACUCUGAUAAAAAUGCUAACCGCUUGUACGAAAUGGGGGUACGUGUUUGGAGUAAUCAAAGUAUUCUCCCAGGGAAAACAUUUUCUCCAUUUCAAGGAACGAUUCUGCUUGACAGGCUAGAAGUCUACAGUUGUCUUGAAGACAACGAUAUACGUCAUCGAUACGGUUGUUAUGAUGAUAUUCAAGAAGUAGAUGGCCGAAAAGUUCGUCACUGUAACUGGAUUCGUUUUCUGCAAGUAUCUUCAACAAUUACGAAAGAUGUUAACCUAAUAGGAAGGACAUCAGGAAGUCGAGUUAUCUACGAAUGUAUCAAAUUAAUUCCUUCCAACAAAGAACUGAUAGUUUACUAUGAACCUCAUAUAGUAGAUAACUCAUCACCUUUGGCAUCUACUCCCAACGUUAAUCACUCAAAAACCAGUCAAUGUCAACAAGCAAUUGAAGCCAGAGAAAAGGUAUUAUUGCCUUGUGAAUAUUGUGGAAAAAUGUUUGACAGACCUUCUCUUCUUAGGCGUCACGUCCGAACACAUACAGGAGAAAAACCACAUAUAUGCGACGUUUGUGGGAAAGGAUUUAGUACAUCAAGUUCUUUGAACACACAUCGACGAAUUCACUCUGGAGAAAGGCCACAUCAAUGUUUAGUAUGCGGAAAAAGAUUCACAGCCAGUUCCAACCUUUACUAUCAUCGGAUGACACACAGUAAGGAAAAACCACAUAAAUGCACAGAGUGUGACAAGUCCUUCCCUACACCAGGGGACUUAAAGAGUCAUAUGUAUAUUCAUAAUGGUUCUUGGCCUUUCAAAUGUAAUGUAUGCGGUCGAGGGUUCAGCAAGCAGACAAAUAUGAAGAACCACUUAAACCUACAUAGAGUGACCAAUAUUGAAACUGGGGUUGUUCAGCUGACAUUUUCUCACUUCAUGCUGUGA
Messenger RNA from Limulus polyphemus (Atlantic horseshoe crab), 978 nucleotides. RefSeq names its product zinc finger protein 2 homolog. Gene Ontology annotation, cellular component: nucleus. The transcript is spliced from 6 exons. The record is from RefSeq and is a predicted model, not a curated record. Bases 1 to 978 code for a protein of 325 amino acids. NCBI's taxonomy places the organism in Eukaryota, Metazoa, Arthropoda, Merostomata, Xiphosura, Limulidae.